Sarcophilus harrisii (Tasmanian devil) is the source of this 1541-nucleotide messenger RNA. RefSeq names its product adrenoceptor beta 2 (gene ADRB2). Gene Ontology annotation, cellular component: membrane. The record is from RefSeq and is a predicted model, not a curated record. Gene Ontology annotation, biological process: negative regulation of smooth muscle contraction; norepinephrine-epinephrine-mediated vasodilation involved in regulation of systemic arterial blood pressure; adenylate cyclase-activating adrenergic receptor signaling pathway. Lineage: Eukaryota; Metazoa; Chordata; Mammalia; Dasyuromorphia; Dasyuridae. Gene Ontology annotation, molecular function: norepinephrine binding; beta2-adrenergic receptor activity. The transcript is spliced from 2 exons. Bases 322 to 1503 code for a protein of 393 amino acids.
ACCGAAGUUCUGAAGUCCGGGGCACAUAGCGGGCUCGGAGCACUUGCAAUCUGCGCGUUCGCUCCGAGUAGCUGCACCUCUUGGCUGUUUGUGAUUUCAGAUCAGGGCGCGCCCUGCUUUCCUCCUUCCCUUCGUUGCUGGCAGUGCUGUGCACCUUACGCGGAGGCUGAAUGACGGGCUCGUGUCCGGCCAGCAGCUGUUUGGGACUCUCAGGGAGCUGAGCCUCUGCCGAGAAGAGAUUGGCAGCGAGGCACCCUCAGUCAAGGCUUGUGGAUCUCUAGGGACGGCCCCGCCCCCCGAGGGGGACAGCUUGGGGGGGCCAUGUUUGCCAACUCGAGCCACAGCAUUCUAAACAACACCACUCAGAGGGGUGAAGCGUGGAUGGUGGGCUUGGGCAUUGUCAUGUCCACUAUAGUCCUGGCCAUUGUCUUUGGCAACGUGCUGGUCAUCACAGCCAUAGCCAGGUUCCAGCGUUUGCAGACUGUCACUAACUACUUCAUCACAUCGCUGGCUUGUGCUGAUCUGGUUAUGGGACUGGCCGUAGUGCCCUUUGGUGCCAGUCACAUUCUCAUGGAAAUGUGGACCUUUGGGAACUUUUGGUGUGAGUUCUGGACUUCCAUUGAUGUUCUGUGUGUCACAGCCAGCAUCGAGACCCUCUGUGUUAUUGCUGUGGACCGCUACUUUGCCAUCACAGCACCCUUUCGAUACCAGAGCCUGCUUACCAAGGGCAAGGCCAGAGUGGUCAUCCUAGUGGUCUGGGUAGUUUCUGCGCUCACCUCCUUUUUGCCCAUUCAGAUGCACUGGUACCGUGCCAGUCAUGAGGAAGCUCUCAUGUGUUAUGAAAAAGAGACCUGCUGUGACUUCUUCACUAAUCAGGCUUAUGCCAUUGCUUCCUCUAUCGUGUCUUUCUACCUGCCUCUGGUUGUCAUGGUAUUUGUGUACUCCCGGGUCUUCCAGGUGGCCAAGAAGCAACUUCAGAAAAUAGAUAAGUCAGAGGGCCGCUUUCAUGUCCAGAACAGCAGCCAGAUGGAGCAGAAUGGAAGGACCAGUCACCGAAGAUCUUCCAAGUUCUGCUUGAAGGAACAUAAAGCUCUUAAGACCUUGGGUAUCAUCAUGGGGACCUUUACCCUUUGUUGGCUGCCCUUCUUCAUCGUCAACAUUGUCCAUGUGAUACAGGACAACAUCGUCCCCAAAUACGUAUAUAUUUUUCUGAACUGGGUGGGCUAUGCCAACUCAGCCUUCAACCCGCUCAUCUACUGCAGGAGCCCCGACUUCAGGUAUGCCUUUCAGGAGCUCCUUUGUUUCAGGAGGUCAUCCUUGAAGCUCUAUGGAAAUGGCUAUUCCAGCAACAGCAAUGGGAGGAGCGAGCACAAUGGGGAGCAUGGGAGCUAUCCCACUGAGCAGGAGAAGGAGAUGGAAAUGCUGUAUGAAGACCUUCCAGGCACUGAGGACUUUUUGAACUGUGCAGGGAUCCCAGACCAUCCUGGGACAGUUGAAAGCUGAAUGGAUUGUAUUUUCUCGUCCUUUCCUGGGAGAGCAAG